This is a messenger RNA of Conger conger (European conger), 9788 nucleotides long. RefSeq names its product MAX gene-associated protein-like. The record is from RefSeq and is a predicted model, not a curated record. The coding region runs from base 204 to 7310 and encodes 2368 amino acids. Gene Ontology annotation, molecular function: protein dimerization activity; DNA-binding transcription factor activity, RNA polymerase II-specific; RNA polymerase II cis-regulatory region sequence-specific DNA binding. Gene Ontology annotation, biological process: regulation of transcription by RNA polymerase II; cell fate specification; positive regulation of DNA-templated transcription. NCBI's taxonomy places the organism in Eukaryota, Metazoa, Chordata, Actinopteri, Anguilliformes, Congridae. The transcript is spliced from 26 exons. Gene Ontology annotation, cellular component: nucleus.
AUACUCUAGGAGCACGCAUGUGUUUUCCAUCUGGGCGAAACUGUUUAGGUGUUUGGAAGAGGGGAAAGAGAGAGACGAAAGUACACGCCGACUCCAAACAACGGUGGAUUAGGUUUAUGCCCCUUUCUGGAUUGGAAUAGAAUGUUGUCUGAAUAAACCGAAAGAUCAAGGCGAGGGCCUUGACUUGAAGAACUAGCAGUGUUAUGACCUCUGUGGAGAGUCUAGCAGUAAUGGUGGAUGAGGAGGAGGAGGAGAUGGAAGAGGAGGCGGCAAGUGCAGGGGUCCCUUCUGGUACACUCAGCCCCUCCACUACACCUCCGCCCGGCCUUUUCUUCCUGAUGCCGGAACAGGUCAGCCAAUGUGGGCAGGACCAGGACAUUCUCUUAACCAAUCAGGACUGUGACUUGGCAGACCCUGGUACCCCAGCUGUAUCAGUGCAGGACCUUCCUCCCAUGACUGCUAUGGGCUCCAUUGCAGAGGCUACAUCUCUGCCAGAGGACCUUUCAGCCAUGACCCCCAAGGGUCCCGCUGCAGAGCCUACAUCUCCGCCAGAAGACCUUCCUCCCAUGACCUCCAUGGGCUCCACUGCAGAGGCUACAUCUCUGCCAGAAGACCUUUCUGCCACCAGCACCUGCAAAGGUGUGACAGUCACCCUCCGCAACAGCCACAUGUGGAAUGAGUUCCAUGGCUGCCGGACGGAGAUGAUCCUGACCAAGGAGGGUCGCCGCAUGUUCCCAUACUGCAGCUUCAGCAUCUCCGGCCUCACGCCCCUCAAGCAGUACGCUUUGGCCAUGGACAUCACACCCAUGGACAACAGUCGCUGGAAAUGGAAUGGGGACGGCUGGGAAGCCAGCGGGAACGCAGAGCCUCACGUAAAGGGCCGUGUGUUUAUCCACCCAGAUUCUCCAUCUUUGGGUCAUUGCUGGACACAAAGCUCUGUGUCCUUCUAUAAGCUGAAACUGACUAACAACACCAAUGACGAUGGGGGUAACAUAAUCCUGCACUCCAUGCACCGCUAUCUGCCGCAGCUGCACCUGGUUCCAGUGGAAACUGCCACCAGCGUCAUCCAGCUCAGUGGCCCUGAUGUCAUGACGUUCACAUUCCCGCAGGCUGAGUUCUUUGCUGUCACCACCUACCAAAACUUUCGCAUCACACAGCUGAAGAUCAGGUGUAACCCCUUUGCCAAGGACUUCCGUGAGGAAGGGCCAUUUUCUCAGCUCUCCAAGCCCAGGGUGGAGUCCUUCGAGCCCCCUCUCUGCUAUUCUAUUGAGCUCAACGGCACUAAUAGCAUCAAAACCAAGUUUCGGGACCUACAAAAAACCAUGCGGUCUCUGUUUCGGCCCGGCAAGGACGUGGAUAAGGAUGUUGAGCAGGAGGCCCAGCACGCUGUGGGCUGUGGAGCGGAGUUCCUUAAUGGUGUGCAGUCCAUCUUGGAAAUGGACAGUGCCAUUAGGGGUGAAAAGCGUCCCAAUCCAUUGGCAUGCUCUGAUGAGGAGAGUAAGUUGAAGGUGAGAAGAGUUGAUCCUGAGAGAAGAAAUGGUGUUUAUGCAGAAAAGGAGAUGGGGCUGGUUGUGGACGAUGUCUCCCUGGAACCACAGUUGAAGGACCAGUCCUGCAUUGCAGGCGAGGGGAAUUUGGCCAUGCAGGGGGAUGACCACAUGAUGGCUGUCCGACCCGCCCCUGAAUGGACAAGUGCACUAAAGGUGCACGCCUCCAUGAGCUCAGAGUGUGAAGAAUCCUGUAGAACACUGGCUCUUAGCCUCACCCCUCAGAACAAAACAGCUAAACCAAUGGCCAUUUCAUCUGAACCUUCGACUACAUUCCCCCUGUCAUUGUCGCCUUCCCAGAAAUCAUCGCCUGAUUCCCACAUAUCAUUAUACCCGUUCAGCCAAUCACCAGCUGGCCCUGUGCUGACACCUGUCUCCAAGCCAUCAUCUUCAGCAGGCAGUGAUAAAGGAGUGAAUUUGCAUGGCCAGGCAACACCAGCCAAAGAGGCAAACGAUGAGGCUUCCACUCCUUGCUACAGCCCCUCAGGAAACACGCAGCCCACCUCUACGUCAACCUGGAAGAGGAAACGGAGGUCCAAGCGAAGGAGAUGUAAGAAGUACAUGAAGAAAUCGAGCAUGAGCGCACAGAACGUAGCAGAGCAACCCACCGAGACGGCCAUGCUACCUGACCUGGAGGAUGUGGAAGGGAUGCUUUUUGUGUCCUUUGUUUCCAAGGAAGCUCUUGGGGCUCAUCUGGGGGACCUGCAACACUCCAGAGGAGAGCAAGUGCCUCUACAGGAAAAAACAGAUCCUCCAAAAAGAAUAGAAGUAGCGGGGAGCGUAGAGGAGAAGAUUACUCGACUCCAGGAUGUCCUCCUGCUGGGCAUGCCCAGACUCGAACACAGACAGGUCAUUCACUCGGUCCUGCAAGACGAGGGAGCGCCCUUUCUUUCCAGGACAGGGAAAACAAAAGACUUCAAAAAGAUUAAAGGUUGGAGAGAAAAAUUUGUCACCUCUGAAGUACCUUCCUUAAAGCUUCCUGCUGCAGGUGCUGAUGCAGGAGUGGACCCGGGGAACCGCUCCGCGUUCUGCAGUGACUUGCUGGACGAGUACCUGGAGAGGGAGGGCCGGCUGAUGGACAAGCCGGCAGCUGAAAGCCCUUCCCCCGGCUCUCCGCCCCUUGUGCUCUACCAGCUCCCUGUGAAGAGCAGCAGCUACAUCCGUCCCCUCCACACCGUGCUUGGCAAACAGGCCCCCAGGCCCCCUCUGAAGCACCUUCCCGCAUGCUCCAAACCCAAACCCAAACAUACAUUUCGGCCAGCCUCCGUCAAAACGUCCGUAGGCUGCCGCACGAAACGCCGUCUUUCCACCUCCGACGGCGCGAAGGCCGCUGGAUCUCAGACAGCGGCUGAGAAAGCCCCACGCCCCUCUGCGCCCAAGCCCUGCCCUCAGGAGGCCCGCGUGAAGGCGGACUACAGCGCGGCCAGGCUGGCGCUCGCCAAGGUGAUGCUCAAGCUCAUGGACCUGGAGGACAGGGCGGUGGGGCAGGGCGAAACCCGGACCGCCGUCACCAGCGAGAGGGCAGAGCUCGCUAUGGCCGCGCUGCUGACCGCAGAGGGCACUUUAAAAAGGAGCAGAGGGCAGGUCAAGUCCCUCCCACGCUGGGCCCCCCACUGCAAGCGGGCCUUCUGCCGACUGGGCUGUGUGUGUGCCAGCCUGGCCAGGGAGCGGCGGGUCACCACGCACUGCCGAAAGCCGGCUUGCAUGUUCGGCUGCUCCUGCCUCAAACACAAGAUGGUCCUCAUCAAACCCUCCCUAACAAGCUCCCCCAAGCCCGAGCAGGGUGCCCUCAUUGGCCAGAAAAGACCAGGGGAGGUGUUUCCAUCAAACUCCAUGCUUAAGCAGGAAGUCCUCGUUGACCAGGAAACACCAGGGAAGGGGUUUCCAUUAAACUCCAUGAUUAAGCAGGAAGUCCUCGUUGACCAGAAAACACCAGGGGAGGGGUUUGUAUCAAACUCUGAGCCUGAACAGGCUUCCCUCAUUGGCCAGAAAACACCAAGGGAAGUGUUUCCAUUAAACUCCAUGUUUAAGCAGGAAGUCCUCGUUGACCAGGAAACACCAGGGGAGGGGUUUGCAUCAAACUCUGAGCCUGAACAGGCUUCCCUCAUUGGCCAGAAAAUACCAGGGGAGGUGUUUCCAUUACACUCAAUGUUUAAGCAGGAAGUCCUUGUUGACCAGGAAACACCAGGGGAGGGGUUUGCAUCAAACUCUGAGCCUGAGCAGGGAGCCUUCAUAAAAGAGGAAAUGACAGAUGUCGAGUUUCCAUCAGCAUGUCUGCCUGAGCAAGGUGAUGUUGAUGCCUUUGAAACGAUAGGGGAGGAUUCCACAUCAUAUCACAAGAAGAAGAAGAAGAAGAAGAAGAAAAAGAAGAGAAAGAGGAAAAGGGAAAGACUGUCUUACGCUAUAUUGGAGGGGGAGUUCGAGAUGGAUUUGGAGGUGGAGCCAGCAGCUCACCUGGACAGACUGUGGAACAGGAAGGCUGGGGAGGUAGACCCAGAGCCCCUGUACAUCCCACCGCCUGUCUGUCUGGACACAGUACGGCCCUCUGCCAGCUCCCCCACCUUUAAGUCUGCCGCUUUCAGGACAUAUGUGCCCCGCCCAAACCCUGUGGUGCGAGACGAGGAUAAGGAUCCCGUCUACCUGUACUUCGAGAGCAUGAUGACGUGCGCGCGAGUGCGUGAGUACAUGAGCAAGCCUCCUGAGCGACCGUGCUACUGCAAGUCGGUCCUCUGCAGCAGACAGGUGGGUGAUCCAUACCAUUACUUCAGCUACCCAACAGAAGAAAAGAAGCAGUCUAAAGUUCAGGCGAAGGUCCUGAAGCCCCCGAAGGAGCCACGGCGCACGCUGGAGGUCCUGUCGGAGUGCGACUGGGAGACGGAGCGGGACGCCAUCCUGGCGGCCGUGUGCCGGCGUGCCGGGCGGGGCCACCUCAGCCAGCCCUUCCGCGUCGGCCCCUUCCUGGUCCGCCCGUUCGGGCCCACCCUCAGGAAGGAAGGCGACACCUGCUCUGUCGCCCACAAAGUGCUCAUCACCCAUCCGCUCGACCCGUCGCCGGAGUCGGCGGCCGAGAAAAGCCCUCCCGACCGCCCCGAGCCCCCGAAGCAGAGCCGGGCCGUGAAAGGGAGUCCUUUCUGGUCCGACAUCCUGCCCGCCGGCCUCCUCACCGCCAAAAAGAAGCAGCCUGGCCUCCCUGCCAAAGGGUUAAUCGAGGUCAAUGGGAAGUCUUACUCCCAAGCCAAGGUGCAAUUGGGGCAAAUGGGUGCGCUGCACAUGACCAGCCGUCUGGCAGCUUACCUCACCGGCAGAUGGCAGCCCGAGAAUCAGAAGAGGUCUAUGAAGGCUCCACCCGCUAAAUCUGUCGGACGUGGCUGCAGUGACAGCUUCACCCCACCGCCUGCUCGCUCCUCUGGCACAACGAGCCCUGGAUUCACCAUGGCUACCAGCACCAGCAGGCCUGUCCUCAAACCCCCGGAGUGUCCUCCCGCUCCCAUGCUCCUGGUCCCUGUUGAGGACCGCGAGUCUGCCGCUUCAGCCUCAUUGGUGCCCAUCGCCCCCGGGGAGAGUGUGGUAUUGCACCCGGUCCCAGGCUCCUCUGGGACGCCUCUGUUCCGCCACCCCAGCGGACGCCUGGUCCACCUAGUGCCCCUCAACCAACUGAAGCCCGUUCCCCCAAACAUUCUCCCCUGCCGCCCAGGCGGUGUGUCUCAUCUACCUCAACCCUUGGCAGCAGGGCAUGAAUCUGCUUUCGCAGGGACGGGAGCCACCAGCCCCGUUUCAACCACACCACUGCCCCCUCCCAACCCCACAGAGACUACAGCCGCCAUCCCCGCUGCUCCUAAACCUGCUCCCAGCUUCCUGGGACAGCACGGAACCCACACCAUCAGAAUCGGCCCCAGCAUAGCCAGCAGGACUCGCUCUAAAGGCCCGGCUCCCACUGGCUUCACUCCGCUGCAGCCCCCGCCAGGAACCCUCCCUCAGGUUCUCCAAAGAGAAGCCAAGCUCCCCGGAGAGGGCCCACGUUCCCCACUGAGCGGAACCCCCCAGGGCCCUGACCCUGAACCCCAGGCUCCUGCCCAGAUGGACGGCGGAGGUCCCGGGCGUUCAGACACGCACCCACCCAGUUCUCCUGAAACCCACCGAUUGUGUGCAGGAAUGCCCAUACGCCGCCUGGCUGUGAAACUGCACCGUGUCUCUGCUGAAAUGGCGGGCAGCGGGGUGUCGGAGAGGAGGGCGCCGCUGGUGGAUGCGUCUGAGGCCAGCGUGGGCAAGAUGAAUGAUUCAGUCAAUGAAUCUGAAGUGCAGCAGGGGGAUGAUGUUGUGGAUGUUGAGACAGUGGAGGAGCUGCCUGAGGAAAAUUCUCUGACACAGACGACAGCAGGAGUUGCUCAAAAAAAGCUGACCAAAGAUCGGCUCAUCCGCCAAGCAGACUGCCAAGCAGAACUGGACAAAAACCGGCAAACACGGAAGUCGGAGUUCAAUACCGACCGGGAGUAUCACACUGACAGCGAACGCCGACGCCGCAAUCAGUUGAACGACCUGUUCUCCCACCUUCAAGACACUCUGGGGAUACAGUCCUCAUCCAAGAUCUCCAGGGGUUAUGUCCUCAACCGGGCAAUGGAGGAGAUCCAGACUCUGGUGGAUCAGGGCUAUCAUCUGGAGCAGGAGAAGAGAAGACUGACCCAGAAGAGAGCGGCUUACAUCGAGGAGAUCACCCUGACAAUUGGCUCUGUGACUCCAGAGCACGAAUCUGCCAGCCCCACAGAAACCCCAGGCUCUGUUCACACCCCUAAGUGCGUGUUGCUGAAGUGGUCAACCGACUCUGAACCGGCAGAGGGAGCCCAGACCAGCGGUGGGGUGUCGGAGAGGAGGGUGCCGUUUGAGGAUGUGCCAGUGGACUCUGAGGACGACAGUGUGAGCGAGGCGAGCUAUGUGGAAGUGGAAGCACAGCAGGGGGCUGAAGCUGUGGAUGUCGAGGCGGUAACGACGUGGACGACAGCAGGAGCUGAUCAGUUGACGAAAGUAGGGCUCACUCCCCAAGCAGACAGCCAAGCAGAACGGGAAACAAAUGCGCAAACACUGCAAGACACGGAGAUCAGCGCUGUGCGACACCGUUGCAGCAGUAGCGCACGGCGGCGGCGCAAUCAGCUAAACAAUCGGUUCACCCGCCUUCAAGAGGUUGUGGGGCUGCGGUCCGCGUCCAAGGUCACCAAGGGUCAUGUCCUCAACCGGGCAGUGGAGGAGAUCCAGACUUUGGAGGAUCAGGGCUAUCAUCUGGAGCAUAAGAAGAGAGAACUGACCCAGAAGAGAGCGGCUUACAUCGAGAAGAUCGCCCAGAGAUCUGGAAAGGCUGAGGAGCUGAUCAUACUGAAGCUACAGGACAUUUGCUCCAAGCAGAAAAGUCUGGAGGCCAAGAAGCAGAAGGCCCAGCAAAGGGCCCCAGGGCCCGACAGGAAGCAGAGCCCCCCCACCCCGGCCUCAGAACUGGAUAACUUCAUCACCAUGCCUAAGAUCGUAAGUGUCAGAUCGCUGGCUACCUCCCCGCUAUUAACCGCCGUGUGGAGAGAACAGGGUGAGCAGGCUGCCUCUGAAGCAACCCCAACUGCAGUCUCCCCACUGGCGUCUCAGAACGUAGACGUACCGGGAGACUACCCCGCCACGCCCAGCUCCCUGCAGAAGGAGGGAGCCUGCAGCUGGGAGGAGACCCCGAUCAGUGGUGCCGUUCCUGGAAACAAGCAUUUGAGUAAAGUCUCCUGGCUGUCAUAGGACCCGUAGUAGCAGGACUUAUUGGAGCCUCUACGGGUAGAGCACACUGCUCAGUGGGGGAGGCGAUGGGAAGUGCAGGGCAGUGUGUGAAGCUGAAGCCACUCUCAACUCUUCCCAUUGCAUUACUCAUACACGUUUAACUUUCCACACGCGUGGGUGAGAAUAAAUGUUGCGAGAGAAGUUUUCUAUAGCGUCACAUUUAUGCAAUCUCUCCAGUAGUGCUGUCCGCCAGCCCUGUUUUCAGGUAAAGGAAUGAGCGCUCUGCUCACCGUCUUUCUCUCAAAACUUCGAGAGUAGUGUUAUUGUUCAUUUUUUGUUUGUUUUUUUAACGUGAUUGUGUCAUUGUAUAUUAAAGGUACAGUAGGUAAUUUCGGACUUCUAACGGUCAAGAGAGGAACUGCAGCAACAAACGCCCUCAAACCACAACACUGUUUAUCCCUCACCCUUUUCUGUGAACGUGCUGACGUUGAGUCAGUGAUGGUCUGUCAACUGUAUAUUUUGAAACCCGAAUUUAAGGACUAUAAAAACAGGCAGAGGGUGAGUCAACGUGUCAGCGAGCCUUUUUCAAUGAUAGGAAGGGAUUUACAGCGGUCUUGUAACAAUGUUUUAGCACAAAAAAUCUUACCUAUUAUACCUUUUAAGUACAGGAUUAUAUUGUUUCCCAAUUCAGUUUCCUACAGAUGUGCCUGAGCUGUAAAAGGAAUGUAUUGUAAGAAUGUAGUGAACAUACAUCGUGUACUGGCGGUUCAAGGUUAAUGCAUUACGCCCAUAUUGGGUGGAUUUUGGCACAGUUGGUGAUGGAGGAAUUGGGGCAAGUUUAGGGCCCCUUCAUGGGGCUGCAGUCUUGACUGCCCUACACAUGUACAGUAAAAGUGUCCUGUACUGGGACACCCCUGAAUGAAGAACACAUUGACAUUCCGCUUGUGGCCAAUUGACUCUUUAACCGUGGAAGCAUUUUUUGUUGUUUUCUUUACAAUUGUUCUGCUGCUAAACAAAGAUACUGUGACAAAUCUGGGACACCCUUUGGAGGACAGCAGUAUGUUCCCUGAAGGAAGGAGAAACUGGACCCCUGCCUUUAAGAUGUACUCCUCUGUCUCUAUAGACAACUUCUGUUCCGGAAACUUCCGUGGAUUUGUGUCCGCAAGGUUAGGUGGUUUCCACUCUCUAUCCCACUAUUUUUCUUUGACUUGUUUGAAUAAGCCAUGUCAUGGCUGUCAUUGUAAUUUAAAGGUUUUCUGUCGAUACUUCAGAUUGUAUAUGUGCCUGAAAUUAUGAUUAAAGACUAAAUCUAAUGGAAAAUUCAAAGAAUAAAUCUUAUGAAAAAUGAUAAAUGGUGGCUAAUAUGUAAUAAUUUGCAAAAUAUAUGAUAGUGCUGCAGUCAUAUUUUCUUUGCAGGAUGCCAUCAGUUUCCAACAAUUUUCUUUUUUCUUGUAUUAGAUGAAUGUGAACUAUGUAUGCAUAGUUCCCUCAGUGCCUAAAUACAGCUAUAAUGCAAACACUAAGCAGCUGCAAAUCAUCUUUGAACAAAAUGUUUGUGCUAAUUCAUAAGCUCAUGACUGUUAACCUGUGUAUGACUGGCAAUACAGUUUACAGGAGGUAAUUCAGUAACUAGCAGAACUACUGCAGCACUAACACAAGAAGUUUUAUUUUCUUAGGUGGCUGAACAGUUUUGAACAGCUUGAAUUUGUAGUUUUAUUUACUUCAGAAGGGAAGUUAUGUUCAAUCUCUUGGCCAAGCACAGUGUCUGAACAAACACUGAUUGCCUGCUUAAUCAGUGCUGUGUGUGUACUUUUAUUUGUUUAAUAAUUAGUUCUCAAAUAUCACAAGCCUGUAUAUUAUGUAUUGUACUGUUAUGGUUUCCUUCAAAAAUCAUAGGCUGGAAGUGUUACACUGAGAUGUUUGGUGUGCAUGCGUAAUGAUACUCACUGGGUAGGCAUCCGUUUCAGCAGUAAGUGUAACUGUAUAUUUCCCGACUGUGAAUUUUAUUUUAUUUUUUUGACUAUUCUUUUUGGCUAUAAAACAACUGAAGGUUUCACCUGGAAAAGUGCCCUUUUGUAACCUGCAUUGGCUUUGCAGUAGCAUUCAGAAAUACUUUCUUACUGUCAAUGUCUUCAUAGUCACAGGCUGCUAAAGUGUUGUUACAUAGUUGCAUCUGCUUGGUUUCCAUUUUCCAUGGACUGUUACAUGCUACAUAAAUUAACAUUCAUCUUUAGGUCAAAAUGGUUGGUUCUGGAAUUGCUGGUUAUUCCACUUUGUGAUAAUAAUCAGCUGAACACUUCCUGUUGGUGUAUAUAUACAUGUGUGAAGACCAAUACUGAUACAUAGGAUUUUCUUUUAAUGUCACACUUUGUAAAUGAGCUAUUUAUGUAUCCACAUUUUCCAACGACAAUUCCUAUUUUUAGUUUGGCAGCUGUUGACAAAAGCAAUGAACGAUUUGUGCGGUCUUGAAAUUUAAAUAAACCCAUAUAUAUAAGUUUG